AUGUUUUGGACAGUUGUCGCAGCAGAUGGGCUGUCUAAGCGUGAUGUAUUCCGCCUACCGGACCCCUUCGCAGUCAUUACCGUAGAUGCAGAGCAAACUCAUACAACCAGCGUCAUAAAGAAGACUCUGAAUCCUUACUGGAAUGAGAGUUUUGACAUCACCGUCAAAGACUCCUCGGUGGUAGCUGUGCAGAUAUUUGACCAGAGGAAGUUCAAGAGGCGCGACCAAGGGUUUUUGGGCGUGGUCAAUGUGAAAGUUAGCGAUGUGCUCGAUCUUGAAUUGGGUGGUCAUGAGAUGCUGACGUUGGAUCUAAAAAAGUCCAAUGAUAACCUCGUGGUUCAUGGCAAGCUCAUCAUAUACUUGUCAACAAACGUCAACCAGCCCAUGAGCAACCCUGGACCCUCCCAAGUACAAGGCGUUACCUCUGCAUUGGCCGACAUGGGAAUGAAUGAAUCAAGUCUCUCUUUGUCACCUAACGCGGCUCCAGCAACAGGUAAUCCUCUGUCUCGUCCACCCAGUUCACACGCCACUGCUACUGAGCCCGCCGCAGCGCCGUUGAUGCAGAUGCCGACGCCCCACAUACCAUCUUCGGCGACCAGCGCUGAGGUGGAACAGUCGUCUUCACAGCCUCCAUCGGGUCGUCCCAUUAGCUCAGGCGGUGGGCACGCCGCACUUGCCGCACCCCCAUCUACAGCACCUUCCUUAGCCACGUCACCGGGACAAUCGGCAACCAACGCACACAACGCACAACAGAGGAAUUUCAACCCUAAUGUUGAUCAGUAUGGAGCAUUACCUCCUGGAUGGGAGCGUCGCAUUGACCCACUUGGUCGAACAUACUAUGUUGAUCAUAAUACCCGGACAACAACUUGGAACCGACCAUCACCCAACCAAACUGUAAAUCAUAACAAUCAGGAUAGUGAAACAAAUGCUGCGAGAGACCAGCACUCCCGCCGUAUACUCGCCGACGACAUGGUCGAUGUUGUCACCCCAGGUGCUGCGGGUGGCAACGCGUACCGCAGCCCGUCGACGACCGCGCAACCCGCGUCGGCUAACGCUUCAUCGACGGUCGUUGGUUCGGGUGGAAGUGCUACUACAGCUGGGUCUGGGAGUCUUCCAGCCGGCUGGGAGGAGCGCUACACCCCCGAAGGACGACCCUAUUAUGUGGAUCAUAACACGCGCACUACCACUUGGGUCGAUCCCCGGCGUCAGACCAUCAUCCGUGUCAUGGGCCCUAAUGGACAGAAUACAUCCUUGCAGCCUCAGACCAUAUCUCAGCUUGGUCCGUUGCCCUCUGGUUGGGAGAUGCGUCUCACAUCCACUGCGCGUGUUUAUUUCGUGGACCACAACACGAAGACGACCACAUGGGACGAUCCACGCAUGCCAUCUACGCUUGAUGCCAAUGUUCCGCAGUACAAGCGUGACUUUAGGAGGAAGCUCAUCUACUUCCGAAGUCAGCCUGCUAUGCGUGCACAGCCAGGCAACUGCCAGAUCAAAGUGCGGCGGAACCAUAUCUUCGAGGAUAGUUAUGCAGAGAUCAUGAGGCAGACGCCGAACGACUUGAAGAAACGACUCAUGAUUAAGUUUGAUGGAGAGGAUGGUCUUGAUUACGGUGGUUUGUCACGAGAGUUCUUCUUCCUUCUGUCGCACGAGAUGUUCAACCCAUUUUACUGUCUAUUCGAAUACUCCGCUCACGACAAUUACACGCUUCAAAUCAAUCCCGCUUCAGGCGUCAACCCAGAGCACUUGAACUACUUCAAGUUCAUCGGUCGCUGUCUUGGUCUCGGAAUAUUCCACCGUCGUUUCCUCGAUGCAUACUUCAUUGUCAGCUUCUACAAGAUGAUUUUAAAGAAGAAGGUGACGCUUUCGGACCUUGAAUCUGUCGACGCUGAGUUGCACCGUGGGCUGACUUGGAUGUUGGAAAACGACAUCACGGACGUAAUCGAUGAGACCUUUACAACGACUGAGGAGCGCUUCGGCGAACUGGUCAACAUUGAACUUCGUCCUGGAGGGGCAGACGUCAACGUGACUGAGGAUAAUAAGAAGGAAUACGUCGACGCCGUCGUCGAGUAUCGCAUCUCAAAGCGUGUCAAGGAACAAUUCGACUCGUUCAUGUCGGGUUUCAGCGAGUUGAUUCCACAGGACCUCAUCACCGUCUUCGAUGAACGCGAACUGGAGCUCUUGAUCGGCGGCAUGUCGGAGAUUGACGUAGAUGACUGGACUAAGCAUACCGACUACCGCGGAUACGAGAUGAAUGACGAGGUCAUACAGUGGUUCUGGAAGUGUAUUCGCAGCUGGCCGCCUGAGCGCAAGUCCCGCUUGCUUCAGUUCGCUACGGGGACAUCUAGGAUUCCUGUCAAUGGCUUCAAGGACCUUCAAGGCUCGGAUGGACCUCGCCGCUUUACCAUAGAAAAGUCUGGUGACCCAUCGCAACUACCGAAGAGUCAUACGUGCUUUAAUCGUAUCGAUCUUCCACCAUACAAAGAUUAUGCUAGCCUGGAGCACAAGCUCACGCUUGCUGUAGAGGAAACUGUUGGAUUUGGUCAGGAGUAA
Suillus clintonianus is the source of this 2550-nucleotide messenger RNA. RefSeq lists its product as uncharacterized. Gene Ontology annotation, molecular function: ubiquitin protein ligase activity; protein binding. Gene Ontology annotation, biological process: ubiquitin-dependent protein catabolic process. The coding region runs from base 1 to 2550 and encodes 849 amino acids. The record is from RefSeq and is a predicted model, not a curated record. NCBI's taxonomy places the organism in Eukaryota, Fungi, Basidiomycota, Agaricomycetes, Boletales, Suillaceae. The transcript has 7 exons.